ACCAUGGAGGUAUUGAUAGAUUGCUAUUUCGACAGAUUGUUCUCAGAAAUGGAACGUAGUUGCUUAGCCUCGCGAUACAAACGUCGCGAGUUGGUCAAUUAUUUCACGGAUGUGAUAAACAGUUGUGCGGAAGCGGAAAACCUCGACAAGCAGGACGUUUGCGAGAGGAUCGUCCUCUCGGCGUUGCGCUAUCACAACAUUACGAUGAUGGAGAACGGGUCGGUCUGUCUGCUCGGCAAGUUCCACAACGUGUUGUACGUUGCGGCGAAGCUCUGCUACGACUGGGACAUCAGCAACAACGUGAUCGUCAGUCGGCUGCUAAACGACAUAUUCUACUGCGAGAAGACGUUCGAGCGAUUGCUCGUCGGGGCAAUCUUCGGCACGCGCGUAACGCAUUUCCUGUCCGGCUGGAAGUGCGACUUCGACGACCGCGAGGAGAACAUCCGGGCGCUGGUGUACUUCUUGAAUCACGCGACUAGCGGCCAACUGGAGUACCGUUGCGAUUCUUCACCGGUAAAGAGACGAUUCAUCGACGUGCCCAUGGAGUCGUACGGACAGGUUCUGCCUCUGAGGGUCGCGAUCCAACACGGUGCGCCGGAUAUCCUGUUGAUCAUGCUGCGCUACGGUGCCUCGAUCGAGUCCGACAGACUGGCCCCGUCGCCGAUGGAGAUUAUCCUGACGAAACUCAGCGAGUUCGAGGCGCAGCCCGGCGAGGAGGAAGUCGUUUACCCGGAACACUUGCUGACGUGCUUGAAGCUGUUACUACGAACCGUGACCGCCGCCUGCAUCAGAACUCCCGACCACGUCGCCGCUCACAGCGGUAUCUUCAGCGUGUCUUUAUAUGAGCAAUAUCCUAAGCUGGCGAGCCGGAAUCUGAUACCUCCGGAACGUAGCGGAAUUCGUCCAGCGGAACUCAGGCACCUGUGCCGUGUCCAAAUUCGUGAGAUCCUCCGCAGCAAUUGGGCGCUGCCUCACGGCAUCAAGAAGCUGCAGAUUCCAGAAUCCUUGAAAAACUAUCUGGAUCUGCUACGGGACUGACGGAAAAUCUUAUUCGCGGGAUAAUUGGUAACGGCUAUUUCUUUUUGUUUUGUCUCUUAUUAGUAAAACCGAGCACAGUUCGGAAAUAUUUUAUCAUUCUUUCGUACGCAGUUUCGUAGAAUUUCACUGUGAUUCGAUAAAAUCUGUGUUUUUGCCGAAUUGACAGAAUCCAAAAAAUGUGCGUUGAAAUCUUUUAAAGUUCCCAUGUAUGUAAGUUUAAAUCUUAGAUUGAAGUUCGGCGGAAUAUGGAAGUAGUAGAGAAAGUGAAGCGAAACUAUGAUGAAGACUUUGAUAGAUAUGAAAUCUUAUAUAUCCAAAUAUAUGCCAAACUUUAAGCGGAAUUUGUGAUUUACGAGAGCGAAAUCACGCGCGACGCUUAAGUAGGUCUAAGAUCUAAGGUUUGAGAAAAAGUCAAGUUCACAGAAGGUCGGGUGAUGGCAUAUCAUAAUGAGACGCUAUGUUAAUGAAUCUUGGGAAUUAUAAAAAUACCUUGUGUUACUCGUACGCUUGUGAUGCGAAUAACAGAAACGUUCAAGAAUAACGGAAAGUAUGUCGUGAGACAAUGUAAUAUGUACACGUUCGGGAAACCAAAGUUACGAUCCGUUAACAACUUUCUUUAAUCUCUGAGAAGAACCGAAUGAAAAAGAAAGUAAAAGCAAUUGUAUAAAUUAUAAAAUAUAGUUACAAUAGUAAGAAA
Messenger RNA from Monomorium pharaonis (pharaoh ant), 1735 nucleotides. RefSeq lists its product as uncharacterized. The coding region runs from base 4 to 1038 and encodes 344 amino acids. Lineage: Eukaryota; Metazoa; Arthropoda; Insecta; Hymenoptera; Formicidae. The record is from RefSeq and is a predicted model, not a curated record. Gene Ontology annotation, biological process: intracellular signal transduction. The transcript is spliced from 2 exons.